GUAAAAUAAAGUAUAAAUACGUUCGCUUUCCAUUAAGAAUUAUCAUUAGCAGUUAAAUUUUUAAUCUUCGAUUCUAUCAUCUCCUUAAGGAUAAUCUUUAAACAAAAUGAACAUCGCAAUCUACUGCUGUUUUGUGUGCGUGUUUUACCUCUGGACCAGUGCUGAAGGAGCGCAUGUAACCAACUGCAGGGCGGGAAGCGCCUGUAAUGCGUGUCCUGAAGGUCAAUUCUGGAUCGUGAAGGUCAAUGACGCACUUGGUCGGUCACGUGACCUGAAGGUGUGUUCACCCACGUGCAGCAAGUACUGCCGAGCUGGGAACCGGGCUAGCGACGGGAGGCCUUGGUGUCAAUGUUACAAUCCUAUAGACAUCAAGGGCGACUGCUGGAAGGGCGCCCAAUGUGACACAUGCCUGGCCGGGGCCAACGCUUCCUAUGCCGGAAAUAUCAACACUAUCCCCGUGUGCUGUGCCAAAUGUGAGGCUUCAGGACUCAUGCUAGGAAGCACUCUAUGUAACUGCCUCCACAACGGGCCUUAGAGAUCAGGAAAUCCAUCAAACUUUGCGAAUAAACUGGGAAGCCACCUUUUAAAUGAUUAUAUGCACCUUUUAUGUAUUUAGCUCUGAAAAUAAACAAAAUUAUAUUAAUGAUAUAAAAAUAAGAAAUUUGUGGUCAUUCAAUACGAAAAUUAUGAAUUUUCAAAGUAAAUUUUUAUCAAUUUUUACAAAAUCGUUUAAUAAAUUCCAGAUUGAAUGAGCGCUCAUGUAAUAGUUAAAUGUUUUUAAAAAGAACACGUACAGCACUUUCGCGUUGCUUUUUUGAGAGCUACCAUUUUGUUAACAUCGGAAAUUUAGCAUCUUUAUUAUGCAGAACCAUCCACACUUUGACUUUAACAAACAUGAAACUUGUUUGCAAUAUAAUACACAAGUAUUGUAAGAAUACCGUUGGUUUUGGGUGACCCUUUAUUGAUACAAUUACCCAUUAUAUAGGUAUUUAUUGAUGAAAAUUGUAUAUGCAAUAACAUGUUGUUAAAAUGUUUUCUUUUUCUCGAUGUUCAAGCAUUGCUGUCUGGUUAUCUUUGUAGCAUUUAAGAAAUACCGUGAUUAAACGAUUUGAUGCAAAACCUGUGUAUUUAUUCUUUU
Mya arenaria is the source of this 1138-nucleotide messenger RNA. RefSeq lists its product as uncharacterized. NCBI's taxonomy places the organism in Eukaryota, Metazoa, Mollusca, Bivalvia, Myida, Myidae. Bases 107 to 535 code for a protein of 142 amino acids. The transcript has 4 exons. The record is from RefSeq and is a predicted model, not a curated record.